Molecule: messenger RNA, 914 nt
Organism: Danio rerio (zebrafish)
Lineage: Eukaryota; Metazoa; Chordata; Actinopteri; Cypriniformes; Danionidae
Source: RefSeq, a predicted model, not a curated record
CCCAUUUCUCUGUUUGCCACAACUGAUCUCUCGCUUUGUACAGCUAAAAUCUUUUAUUUUUUUAUCUGUUCUGAUGCUCAAACUGAAAAAAAAAAAAAUGAUUCACCUGAUUGUCUUCAAUCUGACCCUAUUGCAACUAUUUGGUGUGUCUGAUGCUGUUACAGAGAAACCAGUGAUGGAUGGAGAAUCAGUCACUCUAGAAAUACAGAGAGACGGGGACAUCGAGUGGAAGUUUGGAGAUCGGAACAUUCUCAUAGCUCAGAUCAACAGCAAUAAAAUCACACUGUAUGAUGAGGCUCUUGGUGGGGUUUUCAGAGGCAGACUAAAGCUGGAUCAGACUGGAUCUCUGACCAUCAACAACACCAGAAUAAAAGACUCUGGGGAUUAUAAAGCAAUCAACACCAGAUCAGCACAGCUACUCGUCACAUUCAAGCUGACUGUCCAUGCUCCUCCCUCGAUUCCAGUCAUUUCCACUUACUUAUCUCCAUGCCCAAAUACAUCACCAGAGUCCAGAUGUGUGCUGCUGUGUUCAGUGGUGAAUGUGAGAUUUGUGAGUCUCUCCUGGUACAAAGAAAACAGUGUAUUGUCCAGCAUCAGUGCAUCUGACCUCAGCAUCAGUCUCUCUCUACCUCUGGAGGUGGAAAUUCAGGAUAAAAACACCUACAGCUGUGUGGUGAAGAAUCCCAUCAGCAACCAGACCACACAUCUGGACAUCAACACACACUGUAAAACAUGCUCAGAUGGCCUCUGUCGUAAUGCUGUCAUCCUAUUGGCUCUUUCGGCUGUGCUGGGCGUUGCCGUGGUGGCUCUACUGGUUUAUGAGUUCAGAUCCAGAUGUCUUCGAAAGGAGGAGAGUGUGCAGGAAGAAGCUAAACACACCUAUACAUCUCUAGAUUUUACACAGUAAAAAAUAA